This is a messenger RNA of Ananas comosus (pineapple), 1946 nucleotides long. Its product is annotated as reticulon-like protein B21. The record is from RefSeq and is a predicted model, not a curated record. The transcript is spliced from 14 exons. The coding region runs from base 146 to 1804 and encodes 552 amino acids. NCBI's taxonomy places the organism in Eukaryota, Viridiplantae, Streptophyta, Magnoliopsida, Poales, Bromeliaceae.
GAGAGAGGGAAAAAAAAAAGAUAAAGAGAAAGAAGGGAUCCUUCCAACACAAUCCACCUCCCUCCACUCAUUGCUGCAACCCCUUCCCCCAACAGUCAAAAGAAAACAGAGCCAAAAACAGGGGAGGAAAAAACAGGGGAGGGGAAUGCAGGGGACUAGUGGUAACAGCAGUAAUAACAACAACAGUACAAGGAGGAGGAGAGCCAUAACUAGAAAUGGAGUGGUUGUGAGAUCAGUGUGGGAGACUAGGAUGAAGAUGGAUGAGGUGCAGGGCGGAAUCAAGGUGUUCAACGCCGGCGAGUGCGACGCCAACGCCGCCGACGAGGAGGGCCUCCGCGUCUACCGGAGGCUGCGGAGGAACCAGAGCGACGGCGCCGCCGCCGCCGAGCGGAAGAAGCGGAGGAGCUGGAGCACCUCCGGUAACGGCCCGGUCGCGCUGCGGAAGUCGCCGUCGGAGGUGUCGAAUUCGCAGAAGGCGUCGGCGGCGGAGAAGCAGGUGUUGCUGAUAUGCGAUGGGAAGGGUGAGGAGGAGGAGGAGGAGGUGGUAGAGGAGGAGAAAAAAGAGAGGUUUGAUGAUAAAGAGAUGGAUCAGCCAUUGGAGAAGCCCAAGAAUUCGGAAGAGGAGGAGGGGGUGGAAGAAGCAGAGGAAGAGGAAGAGGAGGAGAAGGAAAUUAACAAGAUUCAUGAGAUACCCAUGUCGCCAAAAGUGAAAAACAACGCGGAAUUGGAUUCAGAAACCAUUAAAACACCUCAAGAAACCAUUCAAAUACAUCAAGAGCCUAUAAGAUCUCUAUCUGAGAACAAAUCGGAUCCAAUGGUAGAUUGUAGAGAUUUGAAUCCUGAGCCCGUAAAAUCUCCUCAAGAGAAGAAGCUGGUGGUGGCGAUGAAUCAAAGAGCUAUAAAUCCGGAGCCCUCUCCAGAAAAAAAAAAACCGGAGCCCGUUAUAAUUCGCCGAGCAACGAAACCAGUCCCAACGAAAUCACCUCCAGUUGAAUUCUACGAUAACGAAGUGCAUGAGAACAUAGGAGCCAAUCACAACAAAAUGCAAAACAUUGUGGAUUUGGUGAUGUGGAGAGACGUAUCAAAAUCCGCAUUCGUGUUUGGGUUGGGGACAUUUUCGCUCAUCUCCUCUUCUUACGCCAAAGAUCUAAAUUUCUGCUUGAUCUCCUCAAUCUCCUACCUGGGUCUUGUUUACUUGGCUUUAAUGUUCCUUUACAAGUCCAUUCUCCGCAGAGGAGAGGGUGUGGAAUGUGAUGAGGAGAGCUACUGCAUGGUGGGAGAGGAAGAGGCAAUUUGGGUUGUGAGGCUUCUUCUACCUUACAUAAAUGAGCUUCUGCUUAAGCUCAGAGCACUUUUCUCAGGGGACCCUGCAACCACCAUGAAGCUGGCACUGCUUUUGUUUGCUCUGGCCAGGUGUGGGAGCAGUGUCACUGUUUGGACUCUGGCUAAACUAGGGUUCUUCGGAGUCUUCACCGUUCCAAAAGUUUGCUCUUCGUAUUCCAUUCAGUUGGCUCGAUAUGGCAAAUUUUGGCUGGAGAGGGUUAGAGAUGGGUGGGAGUCUUGCACCCACAAGAAGGCGGUCGCGGCCGCGGCCUUCACCCUCAUAUGGAACGUCUCCUCCACCGUCGCGCGUAUCUGGGCCGUGUUCAUGUUAGUCGUUGCAAUUAAACUCUACCAGCAGCGAAUCGCAGACGAAUGGAGUAGCCGCGAAGAAGAGGUUGCAGAAGAGGGAGCAGAGGAUUUCAGAAAGGAGCCCUCCCCUGUUGAGAUCGGGAGAGGAACGAAGAUAAAGAGGAGGCUCUGAUUUGAAACAUGAUGGAAAGGGUAUGAUGACAAUUGACAAAAGGGGUGAAAUGUAUGAUGAAUAAUAAUCCCUGUAAUUCUGCAAUUUCACACUUCUGAUGAACAUUUUGAUGUUUCGUAAUUGCAUCUAUGGCUUUAUUUUA